This is a messenger RNA of Terrapene triunguis (Three-toed box turtle), 262 nucleotides long. RefSeq names its product N-alpha-acetyltransferase 10-like. The transcript has 3 exons. The record is from RefSeq and is a predicted model, not a curated record. The annotation marks the transcript as partial. Gene Ontology annotation, biological process: N-terminal peptidyl-glutamic acid acetylation. Lineage: Eukaryota; Metazoa; Chordata; Testudines; Emydidae. Gene Ontology annotation, molecular function: protein-N-terminal-glutamate acetyltransferase activity; protein N-terminal-serine acetyltransferase activity. Gene Ontology annotation, cellular component: NatA complex.
CACACCCCCAAUCUCACCCCGGCCCGUCUCCCCCCAGCUCUCCUACAUCGCCGAGGACGAGAACGGCAAGAUCGUGGGCUACGUGCUGGCCAAGAUGGAGGAGGACCCCGACGACCUGCCCCACGGACACAUCACCUCCCUGGCCGUGAAACGCUCCCACCGGCGCCUGGGUCUGGCGCAGAAGCUGAUGGACCAGGCGUCCCGCGCCAUGAUCGAGAACUUCAACGCCAAGUACGUCUCCCUGCACGUCCGCAAGAGGUGA